Molecule: messenger RNA, 2595 nt
Organism: Pantherophis guttatus
Lineage: Eukaryota; Metazoa; Chordata; Lepidosauria; Squamata; Colubridae
Gene: B4GALNT1
Product: beta-1,4-N-acetyl-galactosaminyltransferase 1
Biological process (GO): ganglioside biosynthetic process
Cellular component (GO): Golgi membrane
Molecular function (GO): acetylgalactosaminyltransferase activity
Source: RefSeq, a predicted model, not a curated record
CUAUCAGCUUUAAAUGCAUGUUUGUGCACAUUGGCAAUACAAGAUGUGUCUUCUGCCCAAACUCUUCUCGGCAACAGAAUGUGUUUCAGUGCUGGUUCUAACACAGAUAAAGGCAUUUAUGCAUGCGAUGCAGCAGGAAAUUUGAUGGAUGAAGUUGUCAUAGCAACUUUUUUUUUUUUUGCAAAUGUCAUCCUUUUCCAAAUCAGCUGGAUAGAUGACUGUGCUCCUCUCUGUUAAUUUUACCUGUUGUAUUGGCUGUGCUCCUGAAGCUGCUUUAGAAGGCUGAAGGCCACGGUGGGAAUUAAGCCACCUGCUCAGAUAAUUAAUGGGGGAGGGGGAUUCCUUCCCAAGGGUGCAAAAAACAAAACAAAAACCCCAACCCUAUGAGAUGUAUACUGCAUAUGUGUUUCAUUUCACAAUAUCUUCUGGGUUGUAUGGGUGGAGUCUUUCCUGCGCUGCUACAGAUUAAAAGCAUUAAGAUGCCCCUCCUUUUGCUACAGUGUAGUAUGCAACUCCCUAGCAACUUGCUCGGCUGCUGAUCCACCCAGUGUUUGUUAAUAACACGCAUUUCUCUUCCAUCGUGACCGUCUCUGAGUGUUAUAACUGUGAUUGUGCAGGUGGAUUAAAAACAAAAAACGAUUAGAAUCGCUGCCCAGGAUGAAGGCAAGGAAAGCCUUCAGCAUUUUUGGCACCAGAGUCAGGAUGCGUCCUGUCCAAAAGUCUCUGUGUGCACUGAUAGUGCUGACAGCAUCCCUGGCUUUCCUGUACCUUCACGUGUGGUCGCCAAAACAUGACAGUACGGUGGAUCUGCGACAUCGACCUGAUCAGCCGCCCAAGUUCUUGUUGCCCGAUCACGUGCUGGUGCCUGACAAGAAAUAUGCGCACAUUGCUUUCCGGAUCAAAGAGGAGAUUCUGGAGCUUCUUCCUAAAAAUUCCUGUAAAUGUGAGGCACAAGCAAGUUUGAAACUGCCCUUUCAGAAAGAGCUCUUUGGUCAGGAGUACUCUCUGGAAUUUACCAAAGUCUUCAAGCCUUCUGACCUGGCGGACAUCAACAGCAAACGGGAACAGGAAUAUCGCAGUCAUCAGCAGAGGUCUCGGUCUCCACUUGACCAGCUGAUCAUUGUCCAAGCCAACUCACCACUAGAAUUUCCAGUUCAAGGUGUAGAAGUUCUCCCUCUCCAGACCAUUCUUAUUCCAGGCUUGGGCUUACAAGCAGCUGAAAGAACAUUAUACCAGGUCACCUUGACAGCAACAAUGGGUACUUUUGAUGUGGCUGCGGAGGUAGAAGGCGUCAAAGUGGAAGGGGAAGGACGCAUGCACCUCUCCCUGUCCGGAUCCCAGCUGGACAAUCUAAACCGGCAAAUGCAGUUUGUCACCUACACCAACACCCUCUACCAUCCUAAUACAGCAGAUAUAGUGCAGUUUUCUACUGAUGAGCAUCGUGCAUCUUUCAGCAUUCGCAUCCGACAUAGACCUACUCCCAAGCUCUACUAUCCAGGAUCAUCCAGGGGAGGAGCUAGUGAAGGAACCUACAACAUCAGCGCCCUGGUCACCAUAGCUACCAAAACCUUCUUACGCUAUGACAAACUGCGAGUGUUGAUUGACAGCAUCCGCAAGUUCUACCCCACUGUGACCAUCAUCAUUGCAGAUGAUAGCCAGGAUAUCGAACACAUAAAGGGACCUCACAUUGAGCAGUACUUCAUGCCCUUUGGCAAGGGCUGGUUUGCUGGUAGGAAUCUUGCCGUCUCCCAGGUGACCACCAAGUAUGUUCUGUGGGUGGAUGAUGACUUCAUUUUCACAACCCGCACCAAAGUGGAAAAGCUUGUAGAUAUCCUUGAGAAAACUUCCCUGGAUUUGGUGGGUGGAGCCGUACGGGAGAUUACAGGCUUUACCACCACAUACCGCCAACGGAUCAGCGUGCAGUCUGGUACUGAGGAGGGAGAUUGCCUGCAAGUCCGCCAGGGCUAUCACCACACCAUUGAAGGUUUCCCUGAUUGUGUAGUCACUGAUGGAGUAAUCAAUUUCUUCUUGGCACAUACAGAGAAGGUGUUGCAAGUUGGCUUUGACCCACGCCUCAACCGUGUUGGCCACCUUGAGUUCUUCAUUGAUGGCCUGGGUAUUCUGCAUGUCGGUUCCUGCUCCAAUGUGGUGGUAGACCAUGCCUCUAAGAUCAAGCUACCGUGGCUAAAAUCGGUAAAUGAGAAGCAAUAUGCCAAGUUCCGCUAUCCCAACUCGUCGGAUGACUCACUGAACACCAAACAAAGCCUUUUCUACUUCAAGAACUAUUUCAAAUGUAUGACAGGCAAUUAGUCUUCAGUCAGAGGGUGCUGAGCCCCACCCUUGACAACUGGCUAAGUCCUCAGGUGAGUGGAGUCUCGGACAGCCUGCUCUGGCAGCUAGCCACAGCUCUUGGCAAACAAGCUUGCCCUGUCCACCAGCCAAACUCAGGGAAGCUUCUACAUUCUCAGGCCUGAAGAGCAACUUGAGAAAUGAACUUCACUCUGCUUAAAACAACAACCACAACAACAACUGUGUUGUAACAGAAUUAAUUGGACAAGCCAUCUUCCAGACCUUGUUGAUAAAAGGAGGAUUUUG